Medioppia subpectinata is the source of this 726-nucleotide messenger RNA. NCBI's taxonomy places the organism in Eukaryota, Metazoa, Arthropoda, Arachnida, Sarcoptiformes, Oppiidae. The record is from the annotation of a GenBank genome assembly.
CACUUCACUGCACGGCUCACACAUGCAGUGUAUGUGUUGUGUUGUGUCACGUGAUUCACACUCACAUCCAAGUCAUACCAUUUCCAUUUGGUCCGCAAGACAUCACUUCCAGACACACCUCCAGACACACGUCCACUCACUCGCGUCCACACAAUGGCUGAGACGACAGGCGAUGGUGUGGUCGUCGGCGGCGGCGAAAGCGGUGACCAAAAAGUGAUCCUUUUUAGCGAAUUAAGGGAUGCGUUGAUCGGCGAUCAGCGAAGACCGCGACAAAACAUGUUUGUGCCCAUGAUAUUAGGCGGACAGCCCUUCAAGACUAAGGAGGAACUCAUGAUCGAAAAGGCGAUCGAGAGCUGUGCCUUCAAGUCUGGUCUGUCGUGUGUAAUGGGUUUCGGUUUGGGCGCCGCUAUCGGCCUCUUCUCGGCCAGUGUCGGUCCGGAAGCGCUUCAAACGGAACCGCAAACACAAAGCGUGAAACAGGUUUUUAAGGAGAUGAGAGUGAAGACCAUGUCUUACGCCAAGAACUUUGCCAUUUUGGGCGCUAUGUUUGCCGCCAUCGAGUGUACCAUUGAAUCGUAUAGGGGAAAGACUGAUUGGAAGAACGGAACGCUGGCCGGAGGGGUCACCGGAGGUCUCAUUGGCCUCAGAGCGGGAGUAAAGGGAGGAAUAUUAGGCGCCGCCGGUUUCGCCGCCUUCUCCACAAUCAUUGAUUAUUAUUUGCGUUAA